This is a messenger RNA of Aedes albopictus (Asian tiger mosquito), 6850 nucleotides long. RefSeq names its product blastoderm-specific protein 25D (gene Bsg25D). Gene Ontology annotation, biological process: microtubule anchoring at centrosome. The transcript has 9 exons. Bases 1158 to 5276 code for a protein of 1372 amino acids. Gene Ontology annotation, cellular component: centrosome. NCBI's taxonomy places the organism in Eukaryota, Metazoa, Arthropoda, Insecta, Diptera, Culicidae. The record is from RefSeq and is a predicted model, not a curated record.
AUUACGCGUUCACCUUCGUUCGUUCGUUCGCUCGCUUGCAAGCAGAGGAAAGGCUUCUGCUUCUGUAGUGUUGUGCACAGUAUUCAUCACGACAUCGCUCUUUGUAUACGUCGUCGCCGUAGUCGUCGUCGUCGAUCGUUCGAUAAUAGAAGAGAAAAUUUCACAAUAGUCCGUGUGCUUGUUUUUACCCUUCUAGAACGGCGUCUAUUGUUUUACGGUGUGCAAGAGUCUCUGCGCUCUUUUGUGCGGUGUAUCGUUGUUCUGGGUGGCCGGAAAUGGCUGAAAGAGGGGAUUCCCUAGAGUGAUUGUGAGUGCAUUGAAAGUGUGUGAAGUGUUGUGCAAAUUGGCCCAAUGGCCAGUGUGUAACUGUUCGGCCUGACGACAGUGAUGAAAAGGCAGAUUGGGGAAAAAUAGCGGAGUAAAAUCGAUUUCCUAGCGCUGCGCUGCGUUGGCCAUCUAGGGGGAGGAGGAGGAGAAGGCGGUGAGAAGAAGUCGAAGAUUGGAGCUAGGGGGGGUGGCGGAGCUGCCUUUCAAAUUUUGCGUUUGGGAUCACACCGUCGAAGUCGAGGAGUCGUCGUCCUCGUCCGUCCGUGCUUGCUUCGAUCGGGACUGACAAGAUAUAGAUAAUACAACCAACCAUCCCAUGCAAGGCAACGUAAAAAGUCCCCAAAGGCUGAAGUUUGCGUGCGCGAGUGCCAGUGGAACCGAGGAACCGGAGAAGAACCAACCAAUGUCACAAAGGCCGUCGAAUUGAGGCCCCGAAAAAUAAAAAUGAAAAUGUUUGGCCAAUAAAACACUAGGCGGUGUAAGCCCAGGGCCCCUAAAGAAGAGCGGAAGAGCUAGAAGAGAGUGUUUCUGUGCAUGCCCUAGAUAAUAUAUUUUUGUGUCUGAGAAAAUUGUGGUAUUGUUAUGUUCACGAGCAUCGUUUUGUGACUGGCCAAUGCCAUUGCCCGCUGUUUAGAAGAAAGGAAAAGCGAGCCACAAUAGUGAGUAAAAACGCGAUACAAAAUAAACAUCAUAAAUCUCUUGUCGCAUGUUUGGUAACAGUGGUUUAAAUCGAAAAAAGAAGAAAAAGAAACGGUUGAACCAACCAACCCCGUAAACCCAAAAAAAAAGUAGUUCAGUGGAGUAAUCCCAGAGGUCUAUCUGAGCGGGAGAUGGCCCUUUCGACGGAUCCGUACGAGCAGAAGCUCUACAGUUUGUUCCAGGAGCACGAUGUCCACGCGCGGGGCAAGUUGGGCCGGGAAGCGCUACUGAAGCUGUGCAAGACGCUGGAACUGGCGAAACCGGCCGAACUGCUGAAACGACUGCUACGUGACGGCAGCACCGGGCAGGUUUCGUUCGGGGAAUUCCGGGAAGGUCUGCUGUUCAUACUGAGCGGCGAGGAGGAACCGGAGCAACCGGCGUCAGCUACGGCGGUGAAGCAUCAAGACUCGCUACGAGCCGUCGUGCCCGGUCAGAAAGAUUCCUCCGAAGACGGGCAGAAUAAUGUGUCAUCGGCAUCGCCUACAGUUGCAUCUCCGACGAGUGCAGUCUCCAACACCAGCACGGCGGUGGUCGGGUCAUCACAGCAAGCGACGACCCCGGGUAGCAGCAUAAUGUCCUCUAACACAUCUAAGCAGCCGCAAUUUACCUACCGCCGAGAGAACGACCCAUCGACAGUAGUAGGCGAGAUCGAUUCAGUCGUGAAGAUAAUCGACUGCAGCAGCCAUCGCAGUAGUCGUCUAGUGCCAUCGGGUGAGAGUGAAGAAGACGAUCUCGUACAGACAACGAUCGGUCCCGUAACGCCUACUACGACCCUGUACGACGAUAACGAGAAUGAGUCAUCCGACCGGGAAGUGUCGCCCAAGUUUGUAGUCGGAACGAAAAAGUACGGCCGUCGGUCACGUCCCCGCGAGGACUGCAACGGACUGGACACAUCCUCCGAUUUCAGCAACUCGGACAACGAAUCCGUCCCGCAACAGCAAACCGUAACACCUUGCUCAGCGCCAUCAGAUAACUCGGCCUCUAGUAAAAACUCCUCAUCGAAGGUGCAACGAUCCGCCUCGCAGAGCGACAUUCACGGCUCGAAGCGACGUCGGCCCAUGAGCGGAAGCAGGCUCAAGCGUUGCGCAUCGCUACCGACGCACCGACAGCGACCGGAUCUGGCCAAACUAAACGCGAAGAACGUGCGCGAUAAGCUCAACAUGGAUGAGAAAAUCGACAAAAAGAUCUACUUCAUGAAGCUUUCGGAAAACUUGCGAGACAUAUGGGACUCGCUGGUUGGAAGCGGUCACGGCGAUCUACUGAACCAGUCCCAGCUGGAGGUCGUUUGCGAGCGAGUGGGACUGCAGAAACUUCCGGCCAAACUGGCCGCCCGGGAAGUUUUUGCCAAGCUAUCGCUCCAAUCGAUCGAAGGCAUCAGCUAUGAUGAUUUCAUUGCACUGCUGCAAAGCGACUCGGAUAUUCUUGCCAUCGGUGGCGGUGGUGUUGGGGAGAAGGAACCGGUGGUGACUAGUGGUGCUGGCGACAGUGGUGUGCGGGUGCGAUUAUUCGACGAGAGUGACACCUUCAAGGUUCAGGAACUGGAUCGCGACAGCGUGGAAGAAACGGUUGGCUUCACCGUGCGAAUGCCAGCGGAGUGGACGACGGAGAUCGGUUCGCUCUCGACGGCCAUCAUCAUCGACAUGUGGGAGUCGGCCGGCAUCAGCGAGCCGCGAAGUUUGCUGCAGGAUCUCGGCUUCUACGGGGCGGAGGUGCAGGUAACGGAGCUAAUCGCCGCACUGGAGGACGAACAGCAACGGCUCGGCGAUGGCAACGAUACCUCCGUGGUUGUGCGGGCAUCGUUAGCACUUCACAAAGCCGAAGUCAGCGCCCUCCGACAAGCCUUCCUGCAGCUGAUGGAGGAAAACAAGAAACUCUACUCGGACAACAAGGAAGCCAACCAGCGGGCCCAGCUGCUGCUCCAGGAGGUGGACGAGCGGCACAACUCGUUGGAAAACGCCACCCGAAAUAAGAUCCGUCUGCUGGAGCAGCGCCAUCACGAAACGGUCAAAGAGCUAACGUCGCAGCUGGCGUUUGAGCGAGAGCAGCUGUCCUGUGCGAACGCUGCCUUGGAGAAGCGCAUCCAAGGGCUGGAGCAGGACGAAGGUAAGAUGAAGGCGGAGGUGAACAGACUGCUGGAGGAGAAUGAAGGCCUGCGGGCGGAGCAGGAGAACCUCACCAAGGAGCUGACGGAUAUUCUAGAGAAGAAUAUCAAGCUGAACAGGGAUAUCGCCGAGCUGGAGGAGAACAACAGGAAUGAUUUCGACGAUGAGUAUGCCGGGAAGAACGAUCUGGAGGUUUUGGAGCUGAUCGAGAAGAAUUCACUGCUGCAAGAUAAGAACAAGGAACUGAAGGAUAAGAACGAUGAGUUGAGCGUGGAGAUCGAAAUGUUGAAUGUGGAAUUGGCCAAGUUUAAGUUGAAGAGAAGUGGUGUAAGCAGGACAAACUCGUUGGAUGUGUCGCCUACUGUGUUGGUGGAAUCGAGUGGGUUGGGCGAAGAGAACACAAGAAAGCGUCAAGGGGAUUCCCCAAGCAAGGCAAGACUUUCCGAUGAAAGCCCACGGUUAGGGAAGUUUAGAAAGUGUAGUAACGAUGUGGAAAAUGAGUCCGAUUCAAGUGGGGAUUGGAUGGCGCUCCAUUCGGAGCUGGGACUGAAAGUGGACGGUGCAAUAGCUUCCUCAGGAAUUAGUGUUGAUAGUGGUAGCAAAGUGGAAGAGAUUCAGCAAUUGAAGGCGAAGAUUGCGGAACUUGAGAAGAGGUUAGAUGAUAAGAAAGGUGAAGAGGUUACUGAGGGUGAAAAAUGUGAAUCAGAUAACUUAUCUGAGGUUACUGGUGAAACGCAGUCGGAUCAGAUCAAACUGAAGGCUCGAUGCGAUGAGUUGGAAGCAAGUUUAGAACAGUUGGGCAAGGAAUACGAAGCAUGCGAAGACUACUGGCAGGCGAAGCUGAACGAAGAAAGACUGCUGUACGAAGAGGAACAGCGGGUAGCCGAUGAUAAAUUCAACGAACUUUUGAAAAAGAUGGCCGAGUACGAAGAACAGUUUGCCGGUCAAGCUGGCCAGAAGAACAGCGAGGAUGGUCGACUGUCGCCGAUCGAGGAGAAAGAUGUCCUGGAGCAGCAGUAUCUGGAUUUGGAAGUGGAGUUCCAACAGUCGCAAUCGAUGCUGCAAGACAAGACGCUCGAACUCGACAAGCUUAGGGGCAGGAUCCUGGAGCUGGAGCAACUCACCAAAUAUCCCUCGGAAGCGUUACUAGCUACGCCGCCGCGUGUGGAUACGCCGGAAAUGGAAAGCCCUGCAAGUACACCCAUGAUCCAUCUAUGGAAUCAAAGCACGAUCCAAGCUCCGGCUACCCGGGACUAUCAGAAUCCUAACUGGUGCCAGCCGCUGAAAGUGAGUAGCGUUCCGUUGGAAAUGAGUCGAGCCAGUGACGAUGGCAGUGCGGCCAGCAGUAAACUAAACACAUCGCUAUCGUCACUGCCUUCCAAGGUGGCCCAGGAACUGCGGGUUGAUGAUGCCGACGAUACCGGAUUCGACCGCACGAUAUCUCCCAUUCAGAAACCGAUUUCGAAAGGAAUGAUGGCCACAUCCACACCUUGUGUCGCCACAGCGGAGAGCCAUGAACUGGUGGACUGUUCCGAUGUGUGUUCGGUGAAAUCGGCCCGAAGUACCCACAGUUUGGCCUCGACACAUAGCAUUCACAAAUCCGUUUCGCAAACGGACGUAGCCUCGAUCAACCAGGAGCAGUUGAAACUGCUCGAGCUGCAGGACGAGAUAAAAGAGCUGACCCACCAGCGGGACUGUCUCAAGAUGGAGUUUCAGCAGUUGAACGAAGUGAAGCCGAUUUUGGCGCGCUCCCUCGGCAAUAACAAACCGGCCAACUCGAACCUGACCCAAAAGGUUCAGCACCUGGAGCAGAAAAAUCGGCAGCUGCAGGCAAUGCUGAAGCAACAGCAGAACCAGUCCGAGCAGAUUUUGGAACGAAUCUGGAUGCAACAUCGCAGCGAAAACGCCGAGCUGCGGAACCAGCUGGACACCCAGAACAUGAUAAUCGCCGACCAAGCAAACCGCCUGGCCAACAACGACCAACUGGUGCGGGAACUGUACGUGGAAAAUGGUCGCCUAAUUUCGCAGGUCCAACGCCUGGAACAGCAAAAGGCCCGAGCAACCAUGCUCCAACAGUUGCAGCAGGCCGGGUCCGCUGCCACGACUGGCCACUGCCAGCUGAGCGGAAUAGUGCCUGGGUUGCCCUAGCGGCGCCGGCAGCAGUUGCCCAUCAUCGGCGUAGGGCGAGAGUGUUUUAAUGUGUCAUAAUCAAUAGAAUUGCGUUUUUGUGUGAAGGUCAUCUCUUUUGGCAUUUUGAACCACUGUGCAAAUGGGAUGCUUUCGUUUUUUUUUUCUGGUAUUUUUUACUAACGAGCGUGAACCAUAUUUACCUGUUGAUCCGGAGAAGGAUAUUAUUUUGUCGUUGUCGCCGUCUGAGAAUGCAACACUACGCACCAAAACCAAAUCCAGAUCAGAGAGAUGGAGAAUUCUAGUUUGAUUGAUCAGGAUUAUUAGAGAUUAUUUAACAAGAUGAGACGGAUCGUUUUCAAGACUGAAACGAGUCUGGUCCGAAUUGUACAACAAUUCAAAAACCCCGUAUUGUAAUAAUAUAUUCGCAAAUAUUUAUUUUACCUGAUUAGAUAGAACCAAUUCCAGCAGCUCCCCGCCUUCCCGGUAAAGGACGGAAGACCGGGGAAUAUCAGUUUACACUAGAAACAAAUCUAAAUGCCAAGAAAUACCUAGUAGCGUGUAGGUCUAGAAGAGUAAACACUCGUCACAUUUAUACUCGAUUUCUUAUAAAUCUGAUCGUAGGCUUGGUCGUCUUGAACACACCUAGUGCAGCACUUUCCUGUUCUUGCACAACUACCUAAUAGACCUUUCGAAGCUAAUAAAGUACUUUCCCAAAGGCAUUUUCUACUUUCUUCUUUCAGAACAAACCAUUUUUUGCCUUUCUGUACCGCAAGCGUGUAACAUCGACUGAAACUAUUUUCUAUUAGUCUGAAAAUAGAAUCGAACAAAAGACAUUUGUUUCUUUAUUUUUUAAACCACGUAUUGUUAUGUGAUGGUUGAUAUUUUUUACACUAUUACGCAACAGUCACAUUACGAAUCGGAACGCUUUUCGAUGUAGAAAUACAUGAUCGAUAUUAAACAAAAAGACGGAGUUGCAAGAUAUCACUUUUAGAUAUUAGGAUAUAUCGAUGUUGUUAGAUGUGAAUGUAGAAACUUAAGCAUUAGAAAAACUAAACACUGGCCUUAACUGUGAAACACGUAAACUACUACUACUACAACCUUCCUUACACCAUUGUUUUACCCGUUCCUUCUACUGAACUACUUCGAGCUUGAUUAGUUCCUAACACUUUGUCUUUAAAGAGUAACUCACUAGUAACACAGAGCAGUCUCGAGCCUAAACCGCGGAAUGAAUCCUACGAAGAAAAUAACGCGCACGCACCACACAGAGCAAUUAAGAGACGCGAAUCGUAAUACGAUUAUUUACACAAAACAGAUCGUGGAAUAGCAGCAUGCUGGAUAGAUCAGAUACACACAUACACAGGCCGACCAGGAUCAGAGAAAAAGACUAAACAUUUUGCGUUGUUUCACAGUUUGAACGUUUCAACAGAAACGACACACUCCUCGAGCGAAGCAAAGACGGGUGGAAAAUCGCGUGUAAAAUAAGAAGGUUGGUAAAGGAUAUGGAAUUCAGUUUCCGUUCCGUUGUAAAUUAGCAGUCAUCUAAGAAGGAAAUAUGUCAUCUAAUAAAAUAUUGCCUUUAAAUGAUCUGAAAA